Mizuhopecten yessoensis (Yesso scallop) is the source of this 2023-nucleotide messenger RNA. Its product is annotated as iron-sulfur protein NUBPL-like. The coding region runs from base 25 to 1017 and encodes 330 amino acids. Lineage: Eukaryota; Metazoa; Mollusca; Bivalvia; Pectinida; Pectinidae. Gene Ontology annotation, cellular component: mitochondrion. Gene Ontology annotation, molecular function: 4 iron, 4 sulfur cluster binding; ATP-dependent FeS chaperone activity; ATP binding. Gene Ontology annotation, biological process: mitochondrial respiratory chain complex I assembly; iron-sulfur cluster assembly. The transcript is spliced from 10 exons. The record is from RefSeq and is a predicted model, not a curated record.
AACUGACAUUGGACAAACCUCAAAAUGAAUGCCCGGGUACUAAAAACAAGAUGUGCAAGAGAUCUAUGCAGAAGUCUUUGUCGCCUGAUGUCGACACACGAGAACCCUCUUGGUAUUAAAGGUGAAAAUAAGAGUAGAGAAGAACUUCAAAAAGAAAGAAUGGCUAGAGGACUUCCAAAAAAGUUACCCAUACCAGGAGUGAAAUAUGUGGUGGUGGUGGCGUCUGGAAAGGGUGGUGUGGGGAAAUCAACCACUGCAGUAAAUCUUGCACUUGGAUUGGCUGCUAACAACCCAAAAUCACAAGUGGGGUUGUUGGAUGCGGACAUACAUGGCCCGUCUAUACCCUGUAUGAUGAACCUACAGGGGGAGCCAGAACUAAACAAUCAAAAUCUUAUGAAACCACUGGUGAACUUUGGCAUAAAAUGCAUGUCGAUGGGGUUCUUGGUGGAUGAAAAACAAGCAAUUGUUUGGCGGGGACCAAUGGUGAUGUCUGCAGUACAGAAACUUCUAAGGCAAGUAACAUGGGGCCCCCUGGACUACCUUGUGGUGGACAUGCCUCCCGGAACAGGGGACACACAGCUCUCACUCUCCCAAAACAUACCCAUCUCAGGUGCAGUGAUUGUAUCCACACCCCAAGACAUAGCCCUACUAGACGCACGGCGGGGUGCGGAAAUGUUCCGUAAGGUAGAGGUUCCAGUACUUGGACUCGUCCAGAACAUGAGUGUGUAUGUCUGUCCAAAGUGUGGCCAUGCAGAGCAUAUCUUUGGUCAGGAUGGUGCUGCCACAAUAGCCUCAGACAUGGGACUUAGUGUCCUGGGGGACGUACCCCUGCACAUCUGUAUCAGAGAGGGUAGUGACAAUGGACAGCCGGUGGUGGUGUCAAAGCCGCAGUCUCCACAAGCCUUGGCUUACAGACAGAUAGCAGAACAGGUCACAGAAAAACUAUCUUCUACACCUCCAAUAGAUCCAUCUCCACAAAGCCAACAUUUCUCAAGUUCUCACAAAGACGGUUCAUAAAGGAAUGAUCAGCAAUCAAAUAUUUAGUAUAAUAAUGUAAUUUGUGUAGGAAUAUAUUAUAAUGUUUUACGAUAAUAUCUUUUUUCAGUUAUAAAUAUUAUUUCUUUGUACAAGUUAUUUAACAGUUUGACUUGUGUGUUAUUCAACAAUCAAAUAAUCACAUACUUGAUAAAGAAUUAUGGUUUUAGAUGAUCCAUGAGUUAGGCUACCAGGUGAUAGUCAGUAACUUCAGUCUGUGAUUGUUUAUUAUGUCAGUUUACAUUUAACCCAUUCACCCCUCAUAUCACAUUUGAAUCAUUCUAAAUCAAUAUUGGCAUAGUCCGUUUUCAAAUGGAGUCUACAAGAAAUUUCAGAUUUAUCACAUCUCUCUGCCAGUCUGAGUUGUAAAUUUGUUGUAGGCGCAUUUCUUUUUUAGAAGACAUGCACUAAAAUUGUGGUACUAUAAACUAAAUGACAUCCCACCAAGUGGAUUACUGUGUUUUCAUUAUUUGUUAUUUCAUCACGAGCGUUUUAAAAUGGAAACCUAAGCAGUUGAAGGGAGAUAAUUUAGGAAAAUUGUACUAAAUUAAAGUCAAUCCCUUUCACCCACAAAUAGUAAAGGUUCUACAGACUGUUAAGGAGCUGUUUCGAUAUUCUGUGUGCAUCAAUUCAUAUAACACAGAUCUUUACAUAUUUUAAUGAUUUUAUUUGGUAUGAAAUGUGUGCUUUACAGAUUAUUAAGAGUUUUAAUUAAAUUUCAACCAAUCUUUCCCUCAAGAAAACAGUUAUUCAUAAUCUAUAAAGGUUUUUUGAGAUUUUUAUUCAAUACUGAUCAACCCUAAGAUUGAAUAAAUACUGAUAUGGUUAUAAAGCUUCUGAAGAUUUGUUAUUAAACUCAGUACAUCUGCUUCCACUAAUUGGUUGGUAAUUUCCAUUAUUUAAGAACACUCUAUUAGACCUACUUGUGAUAUCAAAAUAAUCAUGACAGUAAGUGAACGUAUGUAUCAAAGAACUGCAGAAACACAUU